GGAAUUCGCCGCCUCCGCAUCGCGAUCGAUCCAUCCAUCGAGCUCGCAAGCAAAGCUAGGUGGCUGUCACAGUGUCGCUCCCGGGUCCCGGCCUCUCCGCUCCAGUCCCCGUGCGCGCGCUCUCCGCUCCGGCGAUGACGGCGGCGAAGCCAGCGGCGCGGCGGUACGCGCUGCUGCUGGCGCUGUGGGACUCGGACUACGCCAGGAAGGCGUACGGCGGGUACCACAACGUCUUCGUGUCCGCCCUCGGCGGCGACGGCGGAGGCGGGGAGAGGUGGGACUGCUUCCGCGUGAUCGGCGGCGAGUUCCCGGCGGCGGAGGACCUGGCGUCGUACGACGGGUUCGUGGUGAGCGGGAGCCCGCGGGACGCGCACGGCGACGAGCCCUGGGUCCGGCGCCUCUGCGCGCUGCUGCGGACGCUCCACGCCAUGCGGAAGCGCGUCCUCGGCGUCUGCUUCGGCCACCAGGUGCUGUGCCGCGCGCUGGGCGGGACGGUGCGCAGGGCGCGCAGUGGAUGGGACGUCGGCGUCAGGAAGGUCACCUUCGUCCAGGGCCACGACGACCUGGCCGGACUUUUGCCGCCGCCAUUCCUCGACGACGACGAACUUCCCCGGAGCGCCUCCAUCAUCGAGGUUCACCAAGACGAGGUGUGGGAGAUCCCGCCGACGGCGAGGGUGCUGGCGUACUCGGAGAAGACGCGAGUGGAGGCGUUCGCGGUGGGGGAGCACGCGCUGGGCAUCCAGGGGCACCCGGAGUACACCGUCGACAUCCUGCACAACCUCAUCGACCGCCUCACGGACCAGAACGACAUCCAGAGGAGCGUCGGCGAGGAGGCGCGGCGGACGGCGGCGGAGACCGGCGGGCCGGACCGCGCGUUCUGGACAGCGCUCUGCAAGGGAUUCCUCAGGGGAGGAGGAAGCAGAGCAAUAGACGACGGCUGUGGCGGCCGGCUCGCCGCGACGGAUGCGCCGGAGGAGGUGGUGGCUGGCCGCGCCGUCGCCGCCGCCGCCGCUGCCAGCUGCUUCACCGGCGCAGCUCCGAUGGUCCAGCUGGCCUGCCGCGCCAGCAUCAACUAGUCGUAGUUGGGUAAUGGGUACGGGUGCAUUGGAGCUGGUACGUACUAUUACAGACGUGCCUUGUCGCUGCAUGCUUGAUUGAUGCAGUACUUAAUUACGAUGCUUGGCAUGGCCAUGCAUGCAUGCAGUUUCGCUACUGCGAGCAUGACUAUUUUUGACGACGUGUACUGUGUACACUGUACUUGUACUAACGGCCGGUGAAGUCAGGCCUCGUUUACUUCACGAAAAUUUUUAAGUUUGUCUAUUAAUUGUAGCAUUUUUGUUUA
Sorghum bicolor (sorghum) is the source of this 1342-nucleotide messenger RNA. Its product is annotated as gamma-glutamyl peptidase 3. Bases 135 to 1076 code for a protein of 313 amino acids. The transcript has 2 exons. Gene Ontology annotation, cellular component: cytosol. The record is from RefSeq and is a predicted model, not a curated record. Lineage: Eukaryota; Viridiplantae; Streptophyta; Magnoliopsida; Poales; Poaceae.